Messenger RNA from Bufo bufo (common toad), 1413 nucleotides. RefSeq names its product zinc finger protein OZF-like. Gene Ontology annotation, biological process: regulation of cytokine production; negative regulation of transcription by RNA polymerase II; regulation of immune system process. The record is from RefSeq and is a predicted model, not a curated record. The transcript has 6 exons. Lineage: Eukaryota; Metazoa; Chordata; Amphibia; Anura; Bufonidae. The annotation marks the transcript as partial.
AUGCAUCAGAAGGCCCAAAUCCACCCUCACCUCCUCUAUUUUCCCGGUAAGCAAGUCAGUAUUUCUAAUUUUGAUGAAGACUUGAUAAAAGGCUCAGACAGACAUCUACGUUUAUCUCCUUCUUAUGUAUUAGAAGAUAAUCAAUCACAGGUUUGCAAUAAUAGAACUGGACAUAGACUGGGAGAGAUGUUUGCAAGUUCUGAAACUCUAUCUAUAUGCAAGAAAAAUCACAAAGAUGAAAGUCCAUUUAUAGAUUCAGAAUGUGAUAAAACUAUUCCAGAGAAAGCAAGACUUCCUGAACAGCAGAGAAUUCACACAACAGAGAGUCAGUUUUCAUGUCUGAAAUGCGGGAAGUUGUUCAAACGUAAACAACAUCUUGAGAAACAUGAGAGAACUCACAUAGUGGAGAAGCCAUAUCCAUGCUCAGAAUCUGAAGACUUGAUAAAAGGCUCAGACAGACAUUUACGUUUAUCUCCUUCUUAUGUAUUAGAAGAUAAUCCAUCUCAGGUUUGCAAUAAUAGAACUGGACAUAGACUGGGAGAGAUGUUUGCAAGUUCUGAAAAUCUAUCUAUAUGCAAGAAAAAUCACAAAGAUAAAAGUCCAUUUAUAGAUUCAGAAUGUGAUAAAACUAUUCCAGAGAAAGCAAGACUUCCUAAACAGCAGAGAAUUCACACAACAGAGAGUCAGUUUUCAUGUCUGAAAUGCGGGAAGUUGUUCAAACGCAAAGACUUGAUGAAAGGCUCAGACAGACGUCUAUGUUUAUCUCCUUCUUAUGUAUUAGAAGAUAAUCCAUCACAGGUUGGCAAUAAUAGCACUGCACAUAGACUGGGAGAGAUGUUUGCAAGUUCUGAGAAUCUAUCUAUGUACAAGAAAACUCACAAAGAUGAAAGUCCAUUUAUAGUUUCAGAAUGUGAUAAAUCUGUUACAGAGAAAUGUUCUGAAUGUGAGAAGUGUUUCACUCAUAAAGCAAGUCUUUUUAAUCAUCAGAGAAUUCACACAGGGGAAAAGCCAUUUUCAUGUCCUGACUGUAGCAAGAGUUUUAGAGAGAAAUCAACUCUUGUGAGACAUCUCAGAAUUCAUACAGAAGUGAAGCCGCAUUCAUGUACAGAAUGUUCAAAAUGCUUUAACCAUAAAUCAAGUCUUACAGAACAUUUGAAAAGUCACACAGGAGAAAAGCCAUUCUCAUGUCCUGAAUGUGGAAAAUAUUUUAACCAUAAAUCAAGUCUUGUGAUACAUUUGAGAAUUCACACAGGGGAAAAGCCAUAUUCAUGUUCAGAAUGCGGGGAUUUUUUUAAGCGGAAAUCACAUCUUGCUAUACAUCAGAGAACUCAUACUGGAGAGAAGCCAUUUCCAUGUCCUGAGUGUGGGAAGUGUUUUAGCCAGAAAUCAAGUCUUAAUAAACAUCAGAGAAUU